GUCCGCAUCUUUGAUCUGUCCGUGCCGAGUUCGCCCUGCUAUCUCUCGUCGCUGCCCAGCCAACUUAUCAAUUUGAGGAACCACGUGCAUAGCAAGCUUCUAGCCUGGGAGUAAUUUCAUGGCGUGUUAUCUGUGAUAUGUAGCCAGCACCGAUGGUAUAUAUAUUACCGCAGUUGUCCUGAAUCAGCAACAAAGCGCGCAGCUUUUCUGCACUCCAACAUGUCUGACGUCAAGCUUGGAGACGUGCACGGCAUUCCUAUCAUAGACUUCAGUGCCUUCUCGGACGGAUCCAGGAAGCAGGACGUCGCGGAUGCCAUGCUUAACUCGUUCAAGACUAUCGGAUUUGUGUAUCUCGUCAACCAUGGACUGUCAAAGGAGAGGAUCGACAAAAUGUUUGACUGGUCCAAGAAAUUCUUUGCCCAGCCUUUGGAGACUAAACUUCUCGCUCCCCAUCCACCCUCUGGCGCCCAUCAUAGAGGCUAUUCUGCGCCCGGCGUAGAGAAGGUUGUCCACGACGUCCAUGAUACCGAAGAACUGGCCAAAACUCGCGCCAAAGCACCGGAUGUCAAAGAAAGCUUCGAGUGUGGCCGAGAAGGCGACGAGACUAUGGCCAACAUAUGGCUUCCUGAUGGAAUACUACCCGGCUUCAAAGAGGCCUGUCUCGACUUUUUCUGGGCGUGUUACGAGGUCGAAUUGACAAUCUUAAGGGCACUCGCUGUAGGCCUUCACCUGCCUGAAGAUUAUCUUGUGAAGUACCAUGCAACGCCCGACAACCAGCUGCGGUUGUUGCACUAUCCAAGCGUUCCGAUGGAUAAGUUGCGAAACGAUAAAGUUGCUAGAAUCGGUGCCCAUUCUGACUUCGAUAGCAUCACCCUGUUGAUGCAAGAUAACGCCGGAGGAUUAGAGGUGGAAAAUCUGCACAAGCCGGGAGAAUUCAUCAGUGCAACGCCCGUGGAGGGUGCCAUUGUAGUCAAUGCCGGCGAUUUCCUCAUGCGAUGGUCAAACGACACGAUCAAAAGCACAAUCCAUCGCGUUCGUGCCCCUCCUAACAUGAUCACAAAGGACGGCAUGACCCCGGAACGUUAUUCGAUUCCCUAUUUCUGCAGCGACCACGAUCAGGUCGUUGACUGUCUACCGGGGACCUUCUCCCUCGAAAAUCCAAAGAAGUAUGAACCUAUCUCGGCCGGUGAUUAUAUCAGGCAACGGCUUGCUGCGAAUUACUAGCGUGAAAUGGCACGAUGCGGCUUAUGUCCGGCCUCUUUGAUGCUAAGCGCGAGCAUAGCUGUAACACUGACUGCUCGUGGAAGUAUUACUUCUCAACUUUGAAUCUUUAUCGCGACGGUCUCUACAUGUCCACGGUAAGGAACGCUUAAGCGCUUACAGGCCAGUCCGUAAGCGGGCCGCGCGAUCGCGCUUUAUUCGCUCCCGAUCGCCCUCGAUCGCAGGCCUCAGUCAGCUCCUUCGUCUUUUCCCCCAUAUGUGCGUUUUGUCCUGAACCUCCUUCUAUCUUUCGGCUCGCUGCUCUGGCUCGAAGCCAUAGGUGAUCACUUCUCGUCCUUCUAUAUUCGAGAUUCUACCGGUCAUCAAAGUGUUCGAACAGGACAUCCCAUUUCGAGAUAGAACUGAUGCUUGCGGCAUUGCAUGUCUAUAUAGUCUACUGACGAUGAAUAUUUCCAACUCAGAGUUGAGUUUGCAUUGG
This is a messenger RNA of Laetiporus sulphureus 93-53, 1699 nucleotides long. RefSeq names its product thymine dioxygenase. Gene Ontology annotation, molecular function: dioxygenase activity. The transcript has 10 exons. NCBI's taxonomy places the organism in Eukaryota, Fungi, Basidiomycota, Agaricomycetes, Polyporales, Laetiporaceae. The record is from RefSeq and is a predicted model, not a curated record. Bases 220 to 1224 code for a protein of 334 amino acids.